Micromonas pusilla CCMP1545 is the source of this 3627-nucleotide messenger RNA. RefSeq lists its product as uncharacterized. NCBI's taxonomy places the organism in Eukaryota, Viridiplantae, Chlorophyta, Mamiellophyceae, Mamiellales, Mamiellaceae. Bases 1 to 3627 code for a protein of 1208 amino acids. The transcript is spliced from 3 exons. The record is from RefSeq and is a predicted model, not a curated record.
AUGGCGAGGUCGCAGUCGGAGCUCGCGGCUCGUAUCGCGCGCUUUCGCAACGCCGGCGCGGACGACGGCCCCAACGACGAUGGCGUCGCCGCAGCGGACGGCACCUCGGGCGCGUUCUGGUGGCAGAAGAAGCCGAAGGACGCGGGGAAACCCGCCGCGGAGACGCCCGCGGCGGACGCCGGCGCGGCCGAUUCGCGCCCCAACUCCGAGAUUCGACCCGCGCCCGCCGCGGAGUCCCCGAAGACGCGCUCCCCGAAGACGCGCUCGCCUCGCGCGUCCAUCGGCGGUGGCGGCAGGACGUCCUCCCCGCUCGCGCGACGCCGCGAGGCGAACGACGCCGCGGAGAAGUACGCGAGCAUGAGCAUGGAGAAGGCGCUCGCCGAGCUCGAACGCAUGGCGACGUCCAACCCGACGCUGAAGAGGGCGCUUCAACACGUGCACAGGGAACCAGACGGGACGAUCACCGUCGGGUCGCUGCGCAAGGCGGAAGCGGCGCUGAGGGAGUCGUACGAUACGAGCGCGCGCGGACGGCGGCCGCAGACGGCGGGAACGAAGAAGCACGAGAGAGAGACGCUGCCGCCGCCGCCGCCGCCGCCGUGGCAACGAGAGAGCAUCGACUCGCUGCCGCCGUCGCUGACGUCGCCGACGAAGCCGACGCGGAUGAACGUGAAGGAGAGCUCGACGUCCACGGACGACGCGCCGAAGAGCUCGGAGGAGGAGCCGGUGAGGACGUCCCUCGCGCAGGAGCUGAAGACGGUUCUCGGGGAUCAGUCCCCGCUGCGGCUGUCGUUGGAGUUCCCGAAGCGUUCCCCGGGGGCGUCGCCGAUGAAGCCGUCCGCGCGCGCGCCGCCGGCGAAGCAACCGAGGCAGCCGACCGCGAGGACGCGGUCGCCGGGGAAGCCCGCGAUGAUGGCCGCCGCGGAGGCGGCUUGGGCGGACGAUCGCGGCGACGGUCGCGGAGCCGCCGACGGAGCCGCCGCCGCGCCGCCGUGGAGAGACCCGAAGACGAUCGCGAAGUACGUCUCGGAUAACAUGCCCGCGACGCGACGGUCGUUCGCGGGACUCGCGGGCGCGAAAGCCGUCGCGGACGGCGACGCCGUGAUAUUGUGGCUUCGGAAGUUUAUACCCGCGGAGAGCGCGCCGGUGGAGGAGAUCGCCGCCGUGGGCGCGGGGAUACUGACCCGCUCGCGGACGAGAGGCCUUCGCGACGUCUCCUUCCCGGAAUUUCUCGCGCUGCUCGACCUCGAAGAAGAAGCCGUGGAGGAGGCGGCGAUGAUGGCUGCGGGCGGGCAGUUCCCGAUCGCGCUCGAGGAGGUGGACGACCGCGGAGAAUUCGCGUCGACGUCGCCGCAGCGCCAGGGCGAACGCGAACGCGCGCUCGCGAAAGCCGCGGCGGACCACUACCCGUACGACGUCGCGCGCGCGCCGCCGCCGCCGCCGCCGCUCGCGACGGCGUCGCUGCACGGCGACGCGUGGGGACCGGACUCGGACUCCCCGCACGUGCACUUCACGCGCGCGCACGAGACGAGCCCGCCGCACUCGCCGUCGCGCUUCGACGAACCCACGAAGGGUAUCCUCCGGAACUCGCGCGACGGCGCGUUCGGCGUCUCCGGCGAAGGGCACAGCCGCAGGGCGGUCGCCGCCGCCGUCGCGGAGCGCGCCGCGAAGGAGAUCCACGCGGCGAGGAUGCCGAAGGCGGUGAAUACGCCGCCGCCGGUCGCCGUGCCGCCGCCGCCGAAACCUCUCCCCACGGGUGCGGGUGGGAAGAGCGAAGAGGACCGGGAGAUCGCCGCCGCCGCGAAAGCCGCCGCGGAGAAGGCGAUCGCGAACGUCCUCGAGAAAGCCGGGGCGCCCGGUCUGGACGACAUCGCGGCCGUGCGAGCGGCGAGCGAACGCGCGGACGCGAUCGCGGCGGCGGAGAACGCGCUCGCGGGCCACGCCGCGGCGCUGCAGCACGUCCACGACGUCCGACGGAGCGUCGACGGGAUGUUCCCUCGGCCGCCGUCGCCGCCGUCGCCGCCGGGGAGGUCGAGCGAAGACGACAGAGGGACGGCGUUGUCGACGUACGCGCCGUUCGAGAAUAAGAGCGCGUCGAAGCUCGAGAAGUGGACCGUGGAAGUCGCGCGGACGCGGCGGGAGUUGGAGCAGAAGCUUCUCGUGAAGGACAGCGAAAAAGCCGCGAAGCGCGCGCUCGCGGCGGAGUGGGACGCGUUCAUGACCACCGGCGAGCCCCCGAAGGAUGCGUUUCUCGUAAACCUCGCGAAGGACUACGUCGUCCGCGCGAAGGAGAUCGAGCGCCUGAGGAAGGACGUCGUCGACGUCUCGUCGAAGCUCGACGCGGCGUCGAAGAGCGACGACGCGAAGCGCAAGAUGCUCCAGGAGCUGCACGACAAGGCGGUGCAAGUCGCGAAAGCCAACGCGGAGGCGAAGGAGGCUGAACGCGUCGCGGAGGCCAUCGCCGCGUCGCUGCCGCCGAUGGCGAAGGUGCACAAGAGAGGGAGCACGAGGAGCGGCGCGCCGUAUCACUAUCACCCGCAGCAGCCGUGGAGUGGGUACCCGGGGUACGACGCGCCGCCGGCGUCGUCGUCGUCGGCCGUCGCGGGGGAGCGCGCGCCGGUGAAGCUGUCCGAGCUCGGCGCCAUCAUCGGCAAGGAUCUGGACGAGUCCGUCAGGAGAGUGCGGUGGGCGGUGGAGCACGGCGGCGAGCCCGCGGCGGAGCCGAGCGCGCGACCGACGCCGCCGCACCCAAACCCGCACCCUAACCCGCCUCACCCGAACGACCGGUGGGUCCCGCCCCCAAGCCAGCCGCCCCUGAUGUUCCCGUCGCACGACGGCUACGCGCUCGAGGCGCAGCGCGUCGCGCCGGCGGUGGCGAGGAGCGUCCAAUUGCCGCGCGCGGUGGAGGUGCCGCCGUUUACGUUCCGCGCCACGAGCGGCGGAGGGUUCGGGGGCUCGCAGCCGAUGCCGCCUCCGAGCGCGCCGAAUCCGAGCGACGCGAUGAUGACGGAGCGACAGCGCAGGCAGCUCGCCGAGCAGAUGGAGACGAUGGAGCGGCUGCGGACGCAGCAGGAGCACUACCUCCGGAUGCAACGCGCGCUGCAGGAGCGGGAGGACGAGGCGAUGGCGCGACGGAGCGAGGAGGAAGCGAGGGCGGCGGCGGCGAGGUUGUUGGCGGUGCCGACGCACUGGCAGUCCCCCACCGCGAAGGCGGCGCCGCCGGCCGCGGCGGCGCCAGCGCCCGCGGCGGUGCCUCCGCCGCCGAGGGUCGUGCCCCUCGCCCCCCGCGCGCCGCCGACGCCGCCGCCGAUCGCGCGCGCGCCGUGGGGCGCGCUCCCGCCGAUGCCGCCCCCGCCGCCGCCGCCGCCGACGUGGCACGCGGUGGAGCCGUCCUCGAGGCUCGCCCCGGCGCAGGCGACCAGGGGCGGGUUCUACGGUGCGCCGGAGGUUGACCAGACGUUGCCAAACCUCGAGUUCGGACGGCCGGGCGCGCCGACGGGGGUCACGCUCACGGGUCUCACGCCGAGGGAGUACGUCAGCGACGCGGUGGAGAAGGCGUACGCGGACACCUUGGCGCAGCAGCGCGCGGUGUUCGGGGGGGGCGAGGAGGAGAAGGACGAUCGGUAUUAG